Trichobilharzia szidati is the source of this 544-nucleotide messenger RNA. Lineage: Eukaryota; Metazoa; Platyhelminthes; Trematoda; Strigeidida; Schistosomatidae. The record is from the annotation of a GenBank genome assembly.
CCGACUCCUUCUCUGGCACUGCUGAACAGUCUUCAGAAUAUGCUGGUCGUAAUCACUUAAUAUUCAAUUUACAUGCUGGCACUUGGCCAUAUUAUCAUGAAGACGAGUAUCGUUUAUGGUUAGGUCAAGCAAUACUGGCUAAAGCCAGUUUCUCCACGAAACAUUUUCGUCCAAAAUUUGAUAUUUCUCUACCACUUAUCCAUCCUCAACAUCCUACAAGAUCUGGAGUGAAACACUUACAACAUUUAGUAGUGACCAGUGAACAUUUACGCGGUCGUCUUGAUCUGCCUUAUCUUUUAAGUUUUAAGGGUAAACGUUAUGUUAGCGGGAUAGGAUCAGCUUCACGUGAUAUACUUUUUCACUUGCAUAAUGGAAAAGAUAUAAUUAUGUUGACUACUUGUCGUCAUGGUACAGAUUGGAUACGAUAUGCUGAUAAACGAUGUGCCACUGAUAUGGCACUAUACGACACGUACGAUUAUUGGGAAUUGAUGUAUAAUUCAACAUUUUGUCUUGUUCCACGUGGACGCCGGCUUGGAUCUUAUAG